CUGUCCGGAGGUCGGAUUCGGCCAGCCAUAGCCAUUGACGACCCGGACAGAGGUGGGCACUCCAGCGUCGGAAGCUCGAGCCCCUCCGGCAACGGUUGCUACGGGCGGCGCGGAUCUCGUACUGGCCUGUCUGACGCGAUAGAAGCAGGCGGAGGUGAGCAAGAGGGCCGAGUUGAACGCCAUCAGCUCCCAGAGCAUCACUUUGCGUUGGAUGUUGAGCCCAAUCAUGACGGUCAGAUACCAGCAGACGAAACUGGUCAGGCUGUAGGCGGUGAAGAGGUGGGUGCCAUCCAGUUGCGUCGAGGGCUGAGAGCCUGGGACGCUGAAAAAGCGAAGGAGCAGACAAGAUCGUGA
Messenger RNA from Protopolystoma xenopodis, 354 nucleotides. The record is from the annotation of a GenBank genome assembly. NCBI's taxonomy places the organism in Eukaryota, Metazoa, Platyhelminthes, Monogenea, Polystomatidea, Polystomatidae.